GGUACACAGCGGACGCGACCCUGAGCAAGCGUGUGGCACCACUUUCUCUCGAGGACAAUGACGCCCUCAAACACGAGGACAUACUAAGGGUGGAUGCUAAGUCACCCAUUGUCGCUUCUGAGACUGGUGAGUAUGACGCCUGCCUGAAACGUGUGGUCUUCCCGUGAUGUUUCAUCUUCCAGUCGCGGCGAAGGCGAAGGGUCAUUUCUUGCAGAAACGUCAUACCCUGCCUCUUCGCAAGCCGCCUACGCCCGUCGCUCGGACCGACCCAUAUCAGGCUCCUUACUUCUUCCCCUUCCCUGGCUCCCCCCAGGCCGAGCGCUAUGUUCGGCAAGUGCGAGACGAGCGCAGGGGUGCUGCAUCCGCGAACAGGCAGUCGUUUGAGCAACGCCGGGCAUCAGCGCGCACAGAGCGCUCAUCUCCACCGCGCAAGGCGUCAGAGGAUUCGCAAGCUCCGAGCAAGGCGUGCGAAGACACGGCAGUAGAGCAUCCCGCUAAAAAGGCGAGGCGAAGGUGGUCGUGGCAUCCGCUGCGACACGACCCGGAGCCGGCGGCAACAAGCACCGCGAACGACCACGAACGGUCAUCACCGACUGGAAGCAAGCAGAAGAUUAUUACCGCGCAUAGGCGGGUGCAGUCUCUGGUGCCGUCUAUUAUUCACCGCCGCAGCGGUUCCGAGACGAGGAACUGCGCGUCUGCUGAGCCGCCUAAGCAGGGUGUCCCGGCACCCACCCAGCCCUCGCCCGAGAAGCCGGCGCGUCGUAAGCUAUCCUGGUUCCGGCACCGCUCGUUGCAUUCGGAGAGAGAUGCAUCACGUUGACCUGACAUGGCACUGUAGGCACCUUUUGCGGAGCUCAGGCCUAGUCGACUGCAGUAUUUAUGUCGUAUUUAUUGGUAAGAACCUGACAAGAAGAAAUGAAUCGUCCACCCCUCCCCCAACCCCCACAUUCGUUUAUAAUCUUAUCCCGUUUCGUUUCGUUCGCUUUUCUGUUACUUGUCUUGCUGUAAACGCAAGAAUUGCUCCUU
Molecule: messenger RNA, 1026 nt
Organism: Postia placenta MAD-698-R-SB12
Lineage: Eukaryota; Fungi; Basidiomycota; Agaricomycetes; Polyporales; Adustoporiaceae
Exons: 2
Coding region: 167-820 (217 amino acids)
Source: RefSeq, a predicted model, not a curated record